Messenger RNA from Ctenocephalides felis (cat flea), 576 nucleotides. Its product is annotated as O-acetyl-ADP-ribose deacetylase 1-like. Bases 1 to 576 code for a protein of 191 amino acids. The record is from RefSeq and is a predicted model, not a curated record. Gene Ontology annotation, biological process: peptidyl-glutamate ADP-deribosylation. NCBI's taxonomy places the organism in Eukaryota, Metazoa, Arthropoda, Insecta, Siphonaptera, Pulicidae. The transcript is spliced from 5 exons.
AUGUCAAAUAAAGAAUUGGAUUUUGACAAAUAUUUAGAUCAAUUAAGACGUACAAGUAUUUCAUCGGAAGACAGAAAAAUCAAAGAAGUGUUUGGUGAUUUAUUUGCUUGUCCUGAUGAAUACUCACUAGCACAUUGCGUUGCAGAAGACUUAUCAAUGGGAAAGGGAAUUGCCAAAGCUUUUAAAAGCAAAUUUAAGGAAGUGGAGAGCUUGAAAGGCCAACGAAGAAAAGCUGGAGGUGUGGCAACUCUUGAAGUAGGCGAUAAAAGAUUUAUUUAUUAUUUAGUCACCAAAAAAGAAAGCACAGCAAAACCUACAUACAGCAGUUUACAUAAAUCCAUUACUGGAAUGAAGGAACAUAUGGUGGAAAAUGAUAUAAAAAAAUUAGCUAUGCCACGAAUUGGUUGUGGAUUAGAUAGGCUGGAAUGGAGGGAUGUCUCUCUCAUACUAGAAGAUAUAUUCAAAGAUGUUACGUGUGACAUAGUUGUUUAUAAUAAUCGGGAGUUUGAAAACAAAAAAAGUGAUAAACCAAACCAAAAAAAAGGGAAAAAGGACAAUAAAUCAAAAAAGCGAUGA